Cydia strobilella is the source of this 594-nucleotide messenger RNA. RefSeq names its product larval cuticle protein LCP-17-like. The record is from RefSeq and is a predicted model, not a curated record. The coding region runs from base 97 to 543 and encodes 148 amino acids. NCBI's taxonomy places the organism in Eukaryota, Metazoa, Arthropoda, Insecta, Lepidoptera, Tortricidae. Gene Ontology annotation, molecular function: structural constituent of chitin-based larval cuticle. Gene Ontology annotation, cellular component: chitin-based extracellular matrix. The transcript has 4 exons.
AAAUGUCGAUACCAAGAAUGGAGAUGAGUAUAUAACCGCAUCGGCGUUUGCCAUAAUCACAGUCACAGUGCAACGCUUAACUUUGACACACUUAAAAUGAGAGCCUUCAUCGUCCUUGCCCUGAUCGCCGCGGCCUCGGCCGACGUGUCCCACCUCUUCAACAAGCCCGGCCAGCAGCGUCUCCAGCCCUCGGGCGGCCCUGACACCCAAGCUGAGAUCCUGCAGCAAGCCAGCGACGUGAGGCCCGAUGGCUACGAAUCCAGUUUCCAGACCAGCAACGGCAUCUCCGCUCAGGAGUCGGGACAGCUGAAGACCUUUGGACCUGAGGAGGAGGCCAUAGUUGUAUCCGGGCAAUACAAGUACACCGCUGACGACGGCACUCCCGUGGAGGUCUCCUACACUGCCGACGAAAAUGGUUUCAACGCGCAGGGUCCUCAUCUGCCCACCCCUCCCCCGGUCCCGGAAGCCAUCGCCCGUGCCCUCGCGUACAUCGCCGCGCACCCCCCACCACCAGAACCCCAGCAAGGCCAAAAGAAGUUCUAAAUGAUUGACACACCCGAACUUGUAUGAAAUAAACUUAUAGUUACUUAUCUU